Messenger RNA from Macrosteles quadrilineatus (aster leafhopper), 5019 nucleotides. RefSeq names its product protein mesh (gene mesh). Bases 26 to 4399 code for a protein of 1457 amino acids. The record is from RefSeq and is a predicted model, not a curated record. Gene Ontology annotation, biological process: cell-matrix adhesion. Lineage: Eukaryota; Metazoa; Arthropoda; Insecta; Hemiptera; Cicadellidae. The transcript is spliced from 21 exons.
CCAACCUGUCCGUCUGUAUGUGAUCAUGUGUUCACUGUUUCUCUAUUUGUGUUUGUUCUCGUUGUGUUUUGCCGAUAAAGUUAAACCACCCAAGAGCGAGAAGGACGAUGUGGAAGUGUUCCAGAAGAUUGUGCUACCCCCUUUACUCACCCCUAAGGACUCCGCCCCUCCGACGAAGCUGGGGAAGUUGACGUGGGGUAAUAAAUGGAACUCUAGGGUAGUUAGACCUUUUGGUAGGGACCAGGUGGGAGUGGGGACGGGUGGCUGGUACGAUAGGAGUAAUCCUGGAAAUGAGGUGCCUACAUGGGAUGUGACAUCUUACCGCAAUGGUCCGCCCUCCAAACUGUGGCCCAACGCCCCGAUCCCUCCUGACCUCCAGUCCGCCCCCUACCCCUACAUCCUCAAGCCGGAGAGACUGGCUGCCAUCAGAGCCAACAUGUUUUACCCCUUCUUUGACCAAGGUGGAGACAGCGGUAUCGGAGACUUUCAGAAGGACAUUCACGCUUCAUCUCCACAGCUCCACAAGAACCUCAACUUCCAACUACCCUUCUUCGGAUUCCGCUAUAACUACACAAGGAUCUCCAUGCAUGGCCACGUAGAGUUCAGUGAUCCACCGGAACAUUACACAUACCCUCUCAGCUUCCCUAUAUCAGAUUGGCCCAAGAAGAAUGAUCCAGCCUUCAUCGGAAUCUUUUUCAGCAAAUGUAGAGUCGGUUCCAUUCGCCCAACUGACUUGGAUCAAAGAACUCCUGGAGUGUACUUCAGGAUGGAGCGAGAUCUUCAGGCACGUCAGGACUGGUACGGCGUAGAGAUGAGAGAGAGAGUCAAAUGGGACAUUCGCUCUGGCGUGGUUGGAGCACAAGACUUUGAGCCUAAACACAUGGCCAUUAUUACUUGGAAGAACGUUUCUUUUGCUGGAGGAAUCGACAACUCUCUAUACAAGACAAACACGUUUCAAAUGGUGUUGGUCACGGAUGAAGUGUUUGGCUACGUCAUGUUCAACUACAGAGACAUUCAGUGGACGACACACACAGAGGCGGGGGGAGACACUACUGGAGGGGAGGGGGGAACACCGGCGUUUGUGGGAUUCAACGCUGGCAACGGUACCCGCAGUUACGAGUACAAACCAUUCUCACAGUCCACGGCAGUGAGGGACCUCAUCAGUAGAGGUUGGGGCAACAAUAUGACUGGCAGACACAUAUUCAGGAUAGAUGAAAACAUCCUGCCAGGAUCUUGCAACAAGGAUAUCGCUGGAGCUAACCUGAAUCUUGUGUUUGCUCCGGAGAGUGCCAACAUGUUGGGAGGAACUGCCAUCAACAUCACAGGACCUUGCUUCCUCCCUGGGAUGAAGAUCAAGUGCAGGUUUGACACGGAAGGAGUAGAUGGUUUUGUAGAUACGUCGCUGUGGCCCAACCGAGCAGUUUGUGUGAUGCCGUUUGUCAUGGCAGAAGGCUACGUCAAGCUUGAUAUAUCUAUAGAUGGCGGAGCUUACAAUUGGAAAGGAAAUUUCUUUGUUGAGACCCCAGCCACCGCUACUCAGUACGUAUUCUUUGACACCGACAACAUUCACGACCCAUGGCCGGACAGUAUCCCGAUGCGGUGGGACGCCCGUAACUUGACUCUCAACAUGAACAGCAAUGUUAACAUCACCUUGUGGGGAUACAGAGAGACGACCAUACGACCAGAACUGGUCUUGAUAGAUGUCCUCCAGAUGAACGUACCAAACUCUGGACUCUACACAAUCAUUCCCAGCGACUACAAAAACAGGAAUAACUACAUGACUAGUGACAUCCGCUUUGGGUUCAUCAAGAUCCAGCUGAUCCCUCAGGAUUCUUCCCAGUCUAACGGGAUGCCUCUCAUAACUCCAGUGUUGUGGAGCCGACCUAUCCCGCUGGGGUGGUACUUUGCGCCCCAGUGGCAGCGACUCUACGGAAACAGCUGGGCGAGUGCGAUCUGCGAUAAGUGGCUCAUGGACGACCGUUAUCUCAAGAACUUUGCGGCUGAGGUCGCCCAGUGCCCAUGCACUCUGGGUCAAGCAUUGGUGGACAAGGGGAGGUUCAUGCCUGACUUUGACUGUGACAUUGACCGCAACCCCAAGUGCCAGUAUAACAAGGGAGCCGUCCACUGCGUCAAAACUGGGUCUCCAAGCUUGGAGGGGUCUGAACAACAGUGUUGUUAUGACAAGAAUUUCUACCUGAUGUUGUCGUAUGAUCAGCAAUGGGGGUCCAAGCCUAGGAGAUCUCACAACUUAGGAUAUCUGCCUUGGAACGAAGCUAACAAGGUGCCGACGCUAUCACAGUGGUUCCACGACAUCAGCCCGUUCUACUUCUGCUGCAAGUGGCAGGAGGAACAGGCCGUGGGUUGUGAGACUUACCGCUUUGAACGAAGGCCGUCCCAGGACUGUGUCGCUUACCAACCACCCUAUGUUGCCACGGUGUUCGGUGAUCCUCACAUAAUCACGUUUGACGAGCUGGAAUACACUUUCAACGGGAAAGGAGAAUAUGUUUUAGUGCACGUUAACUCCUCAAAGGCCAAGUUUGAUGUUCAAGGAAGAUUUGAACAGCUCCCCAACAACUUCUAUGGCCCAGUCAAUGCGACCCAGCUCACUUCUAUUGCUGCCCAAGACAACACUUCAGCAGUUAUCGAGGUGAGACUUAGACCGAGCAUAGCUCAGUGGAGGUACAGAAUGGACGUCUUCGCCAACAAGAAACGAGUCUACUUUGACAGACCUUCCCUGAGAGUACAGCACUUUCCGGGAGUGACUGUUUACCAGCCGUCCUACAUCCUCAACCAGUCGCAGAUUGUGAUCAUGUUUCAGUCAGGAGCUGGAGUGGAGAUCAUAGAAAACAAAGGCUACAUGGCAGCCAGAGUCUACCUUCCCUGGACGUUCAUUGGUCAAACGUCGGGUCUGUUUGGAGUGUGGGAUUUUAAUCCAGCAGAUGACUUGACAGACUCCCAGAAUAUCUCAUACCCUGUCACCUGGGGUCCUGGGUUCAGCAACAAACAACCAGCAACGUCCUUCCAGGGAGUCUACCAGUUCGCCAACUCCUGGAGACUAGAAGACAAGGAGAAGCAGAGUGUAGGAGGAUCUUUGUUUGUCCACGAGUACACGAGGUCCGCCAGCUACUACUCUGAUCCAGCCUUCUUACCAGACAUGUCCUCAGUGUUGACUAACAUGUACAGCACCAGUGUACAGACCUAUGACCCAAGGGCUGCAGAUGCUGCGCAGGCUAAGGCUUUAUGUGGAGACUCCUUCCAAUGUCAGUACGAUUAUUUCAUGUCUUUGAACAAAGAACUCGCCUCUACCAGUCUUCUCUAUCAAGGCAACUUCCUGUCUAUUAGAAGAAACGUCAAGCAAAGAGUAAUAACAUGUGGUAUCCUGGAAACACCAAGGUUUGGCAGAAAGAGUAACUUCUUCUUCACUCCUGGCACCAAAGUCACCUUUGAAUGUAACCAGGAUUUUGUCCUCGUUGGAGACCAGAGAAGAACUUGCACAGCACAGGGACAAUGGGAUGUACCAAUCUACGGGUACACUGAGUGCUUACGUAUGGUGGAGUAUGACAUCCAGACUAUUCUAAAUACUGCCGCCAUAAUCCUUCUGAUAUUCUUGCCAUUGCUGAUUAUACUUUGCUGUGUCGUGAACGUGAUUGUGCGUAAAAUCCGAGGGGAAGGUUCCUCAGCGUCGUGGAAUUACCUCAACUCCCUCGAGAAACCUCGACGAUCCUCAGUUUCAAAAGCAGAAACGACCCCUCUCAAGUCAGCAGCCAAUUUAGUUGAUGCAGACAGCGGGUUGGGCGUGACUCCUAAACGGACAGAAGCGACUUUGGAAAGGUCUGCUCCUUCCGCCCCACCCGCUAACAGAAGGGAAGACCCUGAUAUCGCUUACGAUGGGGUUUAUUACACUAACGAACCACUUCCUGGAAAGCCAAAUGUUGAUUUUGAGGAUAAAAUUUGGGACUUUGAUGAUGAAGAUGUGUUUAAGAGUAAAUCGAAUAGUUCUCUCUCAUCACCUUUGAGUGGCCGACUAGAUCAACCGAGACCUACUCCUAAUGAACCCUCACAGUAUGCUUCCAUCUUGAAACCCUCUGGACCUGUGUCUAACCCUUGUCCAAAUCCUCCGCAGUCUUCUACUGAAGAAGAUACUCCUCCUGAGCUUCCAAAGUCUCUUCCACCUUCUACUCUUCCUAUUGCUAGAAGUACAACCUUCUCCAAGCCACCUCCUUUGCCAAAAACCUCCCCUCCAAGAUCACCUACUAAGGGUCUUCCCCCUCCUCUUAUCCCUUCUCCUCGUAACUCCCCUUUACCCAGCGCCUCUACACCCUCGCCUGUCUCUAGUAACGCCAGUGCCACUUCCAAUGGUGUGAGAGUCAACAAAAUGAGUAGAGCUACUGCUAUUUAGGGUAAACAGUUUUUUUUACUGAAUAGAAAUUAAUGUUUUGCAUUUGUUAACUUUCUAACAUUUUUGGUGACUUUUAUAGUUCUUUCCCUACAAAAUCUUUGGUUAGUAACAAUAAGCAAUGUUUUUGUCAAGCAUUGUAAUUUUUUUGGAUUUAUAUUGUAAAAUUACUUUCAAUUUUAACUUAUACUGAACAAUCUCAAUAGAUAACAGAGAUAAGAUAAAACUUGUUGACAAUUCUAUCUACUGCCUGACAUUAUUGGGUCAAUGAUCCCUUUUUUAUAUGUAGUUUUUUACAAAAAGUUUACAUUAGGAAUAGGCAUAGUGAUUUUUUUAGAUAUAGAUAUUACUGUGUUGAAUUUUUAUAGUAUAAGCGAUUGUUAAGAGUAUAUGUCUUUGUAGUACAAAUCUAUUUUGCAUUUGUAAAGACUGAGGGAUAAUUUUCUAUUCCACAAAAUCGUUGGCUUUCCAGGAACUUUAAACUUGUGGUUAUUCCUAAAAUCUCCCUUAGUUUUUUUUUAUUAUUUUACAAACCAACACAUCCAUGUGGAAUGGAAAAUUUUCCCAAAGUCUCUUAAUGGAUUGAAUUUUUCUUUAUAUAAUAAAGUUUUUCAUUCCACCAA